GACAUCCCUGCCUCCACCCCCAAAGGCACAGACAAGAACAGAAAUUGCAGGCAAAGUCAACCCAGAGGCCUUCACCUGCAAGGAUAUUUGUCAGGAUGCUGAAGCUCCAUGUUCUGCUGCUAAUUGCCCUGGUGGGGAAGUCAUCCAUUGGGUUCUCACUGAUGCCCAUCAUUGCGCCCCCAGACCCAGAUUGGACUCCUGAUGACUAUUACUACAGCUACGAGCAUUCCGGCCCAGAUGAAGACCCCAGCGUCACACCGACCUCCCUCGAGAACCCUGACUGGUACUAUGCAGACGAUGAUCCAUGCCAGUCCAACCCCUGUGAACACGGUGGGGCCUGUGUCAUCAGAGGGGACACCUUCAGCUGCAACUGCCCAGCCCCCUUCUCGGGGAGCCGCUGUCAGACUGCACGAAACAAGUGCAAGGAUAACCCCUGUGGCAAGGGUGAAUGCCUCCUUACCCGGGAGCCUCCCUACUACCACUGUGUCUGCAAAUACCCGUACACAGGGCCAGAGUGUUCCAAAGUGCUUCCAGCGUGCAAGCCAAACCCCUGCCAGAAUGGUGGUGUCUGCUCCCGGCACAGACGGCGGUCCCGGUUUAGCUGUUCCUGUCCAGACCAGUACAGCGGGAGAUUCUGUGAAAUAGGUCCGAGUGACUGCUAUGUUGGUGACGGCUAUUCUUACCGAGGCAAAGUGAGUAGGACAGUCAACCAGAACCCGUGCCUUUACUGGAACUCCCACCUCCUCUUGCAGGAGAAUUACAACACGUUUAUGGAGGAUGCUGAGACACACGGGAUUGCAGAUCACAACUUUUGCAGAAACCCAGAUGGAGACCUCAAGCCCUGGUGUUUCGUUAAGGUGAACAGCGAAAAGGUGAAAUGGGAAUACUGUGAUAUCCCAGUCUGUCCAGUCCCAGCCACUGCUGACCCGGUGGGAAGCCUUCUGGAGCCUGCGAUGGAGCUGCCAGGGUUUGCCUCCUGUGGGAAGACAGAGCUGGCGGAGCAUGCAGUCAAGCGCAUCUAUGGGGGCUUGAAGAGCACAGCGGGCAAACACCCGUGGCAGGUGUCCCUGCAAACAUCACUGCCACUGACCACCGCCAUGCCCCAAGGCCACUUCUGUGGGGGAGCCCUGAUCCACCCCUGCUGGGUGCUCACUGCAGCCCACUGUGUCGACAUAAACAUCAAGCAUCUAAAAGUCGUGCUAGGAGACCAGGACCUGAAGAAGACAGAAUUCCAUGAGCAGACCUUCAGGGUGGAAAAGCUACUGAAGUACAGUCAGUACAAUGAAAAAGAUGAGAUUCCCCACAAUGACAUUGCUUUGCUCAAGUUAAAGCCAGCAGGUGGCCGCUGCGCUCUGGAAUCCAAAUAUGUGAAGACAGUCUGUUUACCCAGCAGCCCCUUUCCCUCAGGGACUGAGUGCCACAUCUCCGGCUGGGGUGUAACAGAAACAGGAGAAGGGUCCCGCCAGCUCCUGGAUGCUAAAGUCAAGCUGAUUGCUAACCCUGUGUGCAACUCCCGCCAACUCUAUGACCAUACAAUUGAUGACAGUAUGAUCUGUGCAGGAAACCUUCAGAAGCCUGGAUCAGAUACUUGCCAGGGUGACUCGGGAGGCCCUCUAACCUGUGAAAAGGAUGGUACCUACUAUGUCUAUGGGAUUGUAAGCUGGGGCCAGGAAUGUGGGAAGAAGCCAGGUGUCUACACUCAAGUCACCAAGUUCCUGAAGUGGAUAAAGACCACCAUGCAGGGGGAGGCUGGCGUUUGAGGUGCUGUCCGCAGACCCUGGAAGCCCUUCUUCCUUAGCACCGGACAAGAGGGGUUUCCUGGGCAGCCUGGAUGUGCUGGGGCAGUGCUCUGGACAGAGGUACUGCUGCCUAGCCUGGGCUGUUCCAGACUAAGCUUGCACCAUUUCAUGAGGCCCACUCUGAGCACCCCCACCCCAGAAACCAACAAGAAAUCCACUACCUUCUCUCCCUCUAAAACACCAGAAUUCAGAGACUGUCUUCACCAUGGAUACCAGCAAAUGUGACACCCCUGAAUGCCCAGCGCCAGGGAUGGUACCUUGACCCUUACUCCUCCACCCCACCAUCCCGGCAGGCCUCCACAGAACCAGCCAGUCUCACCCAGCCAUCCGAGAGAAGCCCCCCAAAACACAAGCUCUUUUGUUUGCUUUCAGAGUUCUUGUUUUAAUAAAGGCAGGUAUGGGGAUAGGAAGGGAGCGCCUUUGUUUAAUCACUCAUCCAGACCGCGGCCACACAGGCCUGUCUCCAGCACGAAGCCCUCUAUGGCAGCUUCCCUCUUCAGAAGGCUCACAUAGGCAGAGUCUUCUUCCUGUUGAUGUGCAGGAUCUCUGAGGCAUCCGGGUUCACGUCCCUGCUCUGAUGAUCUCCAAGCUCCGUUGCCUCUGGCCCCACCUGCAGAAAUCACACAUACCCCCCUGAGUUCACACGAAGCCCCUCGCUGCUCCCACAAGCCGUGCUAAGAUGCCCGGCAAACAUCUAACACAUUCGCCUCCCCUUCUUUGUCCUCUCUUCCACCCCACCCAAGAAAAAAAAGGACCCUCAAGGCAAAGAUGAGAAAGAAACGAAGCCUGCGUCUCAUUUAGAUGUGGCGUCUCUCUUCUGAACAAAGUCGGGUUCAAAACGUAGACUGCUGGAGCCAGCGAGUCCCUGACCCUUCCCGUGCAUGUAAGAGCAAGCAGUCAGCACGGCGUGGGCUGCCCAGGCCCGGGAUUGAUGUCGCCCUGCUAGCUUUGCCUCUGCAGAACUAAUGGCUGUGACUUCAGAGGAAGCCCACAGGAAGUUUAACCCAUGUGUCAUCUGCCUGGUCAUCUCAGACCCAUGAAAUUAGGCGCCUUGUUCAGCUGCCUUUCACGCUUCUUUAGAACUAGCUGACCUUUGGCCAAAAAUAAACUUUGAAAAGCAACAAUGA
Psammomys obesus (fat sand rat) is the source of this 2926-nucleotide messenger RNA. It is a transcript of the gene Habp2, whose product is annotated as hyaluronan binding protein 2. The coding region runs from base 96 to 1760 and encodes 554 amino acids. Gene Ontology annotation, biological process: proteolysis. The transcript is spliced from 13 exons. The record is from RefSeq and is a predicted model, not a curated record. Gene Ontology annotation, molecular function: serine-type endopeptidase activity; calcium ion binding. NCBI's taxonomy places the organism in Eukaryota, Metazoa, Chordata, Mammalia, Rodentia, Muridae.